Molecule: messenger RNA, 390 nt
Organism: Auanema sp. JU1783
Lineage: Eukaryota; Metazoa; Nematoda; Chromadorea; Rhabditida; Rhabditidae
Source: the annotation of a GenBank genome assembly
AUGAAGAACAACUCCGAAGAGAAAUCAGAUACGAGUUAUUGCUGUUUCACCAUUAUCGCUUUAUGCAUCACUUGUGUAUCAGCCGUCUUAACCUUUCUAGUAGCCAACUACAUGUAUACAGGCAUAUCAUGCUCACAUGAUUGGAAAUCGGAAGAUAUGCCCAAUAAGGUUCAUGCACUGGCCUCUGAGCGGUUGGCAGUUCCAGAAAAGGGUAUAAUUAUUGUGAAGAUGUCAGCCUUGCAAAGAUGUUUCAUCAUGCCCUCUCCCUCAUACUCGCCUUCCGAUUCGAGGAGAUUCCGCACAAUUGAGUCGCGUUUGGCAGAGCAACUAAUCUUUCAUCUCGCCGGCCAAAAAGCUGUUGAUAUCUUGAGAUCUCCAGGAUUAACAUAA